CCUCCUCACAUUUUGCCUUUUGUAAGACCAGAACUUCAACCCGGUAACUUUCGAGUUUGAGUCUAAUUGAGUAUCACAUCGACUUGUCUUAUUGUUUAUAUGUUCUCAACGUGAUUCCUGUUAAUUAUAGUUUACAGUUUUAAUACAGGAGAAUGUCUGGUCGAAAGCAAACACCAAGUGAUUUUUUAAAGCAAAUUAUUGGGCGUCCUGUAGUGGUGAAAUUGAACUCUGGUGUGGAUUAUCGAGGUGUUUUGGCUUGUCUGGAUGGUUACAUGAAUAUCGCUCUGGAGCAGACAGAGGAAUAUGUAAAUGGUCAACUGAAGAACAGAUACGGUGAUGCUUUCAUCCGUGGAAAUAAUGUUCUGUACAUAAGCACUCAAAAACGGCGAAUAUGAAAGAAUCAGGAAGUUAGCCUCUAUUAAAAGAAAAAAAAUAAUUCUUUUUUUUUUUUUUACAACUGUCAAUAUUGCCAUUAUUUUUCAUUCAUGGAGGUGAUACUGUUAUGGAAAAUUACCAGACAUAUCUGAGUGAGAUGAUUAUGAAGAAGAAGAAGAAAAAGAACAAGGAGGAAGAGGAAGAAAAGAGAAAAUUUCUCAAAUAUAUGGAUAUUUAUUUCUGAUUGAGAUUUUAGUGAAGGAAACACUGUGGUACAUGUUAUAAUAAUAAUAAUAAUAAUGAUAAUAACAAUGCAUCAAUUUUAUUUGGUGUUUUUCUCUUGCUAAAUAGCAAACUUUCUUUUGACUGCUUACAAACCAUACACAAUUUUUUUUAAUUAAGUCCUCAUUUGGAUUUUAAAAAAAUAAUAAACACCAAAACAGGUAAUGGGUCACUUAUUUUAAUAAAUUAGCGGGGCAGCUUCAAUAGGUUGGUACAUUAAUCACGGAGUAUAACAGCAAUGCGAUAAAGAAGGAAGAAUUAUAUUCUUACAUAAAGUUAUGUAAGAAUAUAAUUCUUCAUUGUUUGUCUGGUUGCCACACACAUACAUAUAUAUAACCGUCCAACCGAUACCAGCAUGGAAAAUGGACUUUAUAUGAUCUAUCUAUCUAUUUAGAUUAGAGGUUAUGUUAGCCUCAUGAAGGGAUGGUGUCAGCCAAGGAAAUACUGGUUCAAUACCUAACAUUUUGGGAGGAAUUGAUUUCCUUAAAUAGGUAUGUAUAUAAACUGUAGUUUAUAUUCAUAUAAAAGAAGA
Octopus sinensis (East Asian common octopus) is the source of this 1189-nucleotide messenger RNA. Its product is annotated as U6 snRNA-associated Sm-like protein LSm6. Gene Ontology annotation, molecular function: RNA binding. The record is from RefSeq and is a predicted model, not a curated record. The transcript is spliced from 4 exons. Bases 153 to 395 code for a protein of 80 amino acids. Gene Ontology annotation, biological process: mRNA splicing, via spliceosome; maturation of SSU-rRNA. Gene Ontology annotation, cellular component: P-body; nucleolus; U6 snRNP. Lineage: Eukaryota; Metazoa; Mollusca; Cephalopoda; Octopoda; Octopodidae.